Molecule: messenger RNA, 720 nt
Organism: Blepharisma stoltei
Lineage: Eukaryota; Ciliophora; Heterotrichea; Heterotrichida; Blepharismidae
Source: the annotation of a GenBank genome assembly
AUGUCAACUCGCUCAUCAGGAUGCUUAACAUCAAUAUUCAGAAGUUGCAAGCCAAAAUCUCAUCGAAAGACUGUGUGCGCUAAAAGUAAUAUCUCCUUAUGCAAUUCUCAAGAAUCAAUCACUCAAAAUUAUAGUCUUCAGACCUCUCAAUCUUUACCUAAAAUAAUAAGCCCUGCUCAAAAUUUUCUUGAUGCCAACCAGUCAAUUUCGCAUAAGCCACGCAUAGUGAUUAAAAAAGAUAAUAAAUUUGAGCUGCAACGCAUUGAGGGAAAAAGUAUAAAAAAUAGUGAGAUUAAAUCUCCUAGAAUUUUUGAAUCAAAUGAAUCUAUGCAAGAAGAUAAAAAUAAUGGAAGCUUAUUGUCUAUACAAACUUGCAGAGAAAUUUUCAAUAGUCCUAAUGAUAUAUCUUGGAAAAAAACAUUCUCAAAAAUCAACCCUUUGCCAAAUCCUUUUGUUUUUGAUGCAAAAUUAUUAAAGCCGAAAUUAGCUGCAAUAACUCCAAGACAAUUACUCAAGGGAAAGACAAUAAUUGAUGAAAAUAAAACUGAGAGAAAUGAGCAGAAAUCUAAAAGAAAAAUCAAAAAGGCAGCAAUAAAACCGAUUAAUACCCAAGAAAUUUCAAAUAUAUAUAGAAGGCGCAUAUUCAUAAAGGAAAAAAAUAAAGAUUUAUGUAAAAAUUUUGGGGACCGAGAUCUAACAUCCCGAAAGCAUUCACUGUAA